CACCGCAACAGGAGCGGCGCGCAUCGACGAGACAGACUACACGCGGCGCGCCACUGCUGCAGUCGUCGGGGUAUCAUCCCGAGACGUCCGAGUGCAUCACAUCACAAGCGAUCGUAUUAAAUAUUAUUACCGAUUACCAUCAACGACGGCGCUCGUCAUACGCGCAUCAUCAACGGUACGAUAUGACCGAUUACGCUCAGGCUUCGGCGGCCGACCCGUCGUGGACGUGGUGGAUGACCACGGCCGCGGCGGCCGUCCGCUUGCGCAACCUCCAGCACCAUCACGGCGACGGGAGCGGCAGCUGCAGCGACGUGGACGACGAUUACGCCGGGCCCGGCGGCAAGCGGCAGCGGGUCGGCGACGUCAAGGACGGUUGUUGGCGUUUUGACCGAAACGACCGCGGCGGACUGCUACUGCGACAUCGGCUCGAGCCCGACGACACGGCGUCCGCGGGCCCGUUGGACUUGUCCGUGAAAGCCACUCUGACGACGACGGCGGCGGCGGCGGCGGCGGCGACAGCGACCGCGCGCGUGGUGGGCAAGCGGACUGGAUCCGACGGGUACCCGGCGGCCACGACACCGGAGAAACGGCCGACCGCAGCGGCGACGGCCAACCGCGGUAAAUCGUCGAAAAAGACGGCCGCUGGCGGCACGGCGGCAUCGACGACCGCGGUAAAAGCGGCCACGCGCAAACUGCUGCCGCAGCUCAUGCUCGACCGUCACGUGGACAGGUCGUCGCCGGUGUCCGGUACGAUCAUCGUGCCGGCAGCUCCCGAAGAACCGACGACGGCCGCCGGCCGAAAACGGCUGGCCUCGUCCUCGCCGUCCUUGUCGUCCUCGUCGUCGUUGUCGUCGCCUCCGUACUCGACGGCCGCCGACUGCGGUGGACAGGACGGUGACCCGCGCGACGACGAAUACGACGGUGGCGACAUCGACCCCGAAUUCAACGUAGUCGUGGCCACCGACGAGGCUCGUCGCCAGAUCGAGAGCAUUCCAAACGCGCUGGGCCCGUACCGGUGCCGGCUGUGCGGCGUCCGGUACGUCGAUGCCUUCGCGCUGGCGCGUCACCGGUGCCGGUGCAUCGUGCACGUCCGGUACACGUGUCCCGAAUGCGACAAGGUGUUUCAGUGUCCGGCCAACUUGGCGUCGCACCGCCGGUGGCACGGCACCGGAACAUCGGUGAAAACGACUGGCGCCGGCAAGAACGGCAAGACCGGCGAUAACAUCGGCGCCAAACCCGUCAAUGUCAUCGCUUCCAAUAUCGUCAGCGACGUUGCCGCCAUCGACGUCAACGACAGUGACGGUGGUGGCAGCAUGAUGACGGUGCCUGCAGUGACGUCCGCCUCGGGAUUCAAAAAGAACAUUUUGCAGCGGGCCGUGCAGGCGGCCGCGACUGCUGCAGCCGCCGGCAACGACAACAACAACAACGACGGCGACGACAACGACAAGAAGCAGUGCAACAACGACCGUGGUGACAUCGCCAAAUAAGCAACUGCUACGUCACCGUUAUGGGUAUAUGACAUUUAUUUAAAAGUGUAUAACAAUUUGGUAGGUAUAUAAUGUUAUUAAUCUUUUUUUACACACAUUGGUAUAAUUUUAGUGUUGAUAUAAUUACACAUAAUAACUUUUAAACAUCAUAGACCGCCGUCAUCCACACGUGCUCUAACUUGAUCAGUCUACGUCGUCGUGUUAGAGGUUAUAUUAUAAACCGGUCACAUUUUUAAUCGAAAAUGGUUUUAAACGAUUUAAAUAAGCAAUUUCUAUUAGAUGAUUUGAAUGUAAUAUAACUCUGUUUAGACACAAAAUGUCUAGAAAUAUUUCAAAAAAAAAAAAAAAAUACAUCGAGUAGUCAUAGCACAAUUC
Rhopalosiphum maidis (corn leaf aphid) is the source of this 1862-nucleotide messenger RNA. RefSeq names its product myc-associated zinc finger protein-like. The transcript has a single exon. NCBI's taxonomy places the organism in Eukaryota, Metazoa, Arthropoda, Insecta, Hemiptera, Aphididae. Gene Ontology annotation, biological process: negative regulation of transcription by RNA polymerase II; neuron differentiation; regulation of cell cycle process. The record is from RefSeq and is a predicted model, not a curated record. The coding region runs from base 183 to 1487 and encodes 434 amino acids. Gene Ontology annotation, molecular function: RNA polymerase II cis-regulatory region sequence-specific DNA binding; DNA-binding transcription repressor activity, RNA polymerase II-specific. Gene Ontology annotation, cellular component: nucleus; transcription repressor complex.